AUGGUGAAGGAGAGUGAGUAUUACGACGUGUUAGGGGUCAAGACUGAUGCCUCUGGUGCUGAUAUUAAGAAAGCUUAUUAUAUCAAAGCAAGGCAAGUUCAUCCAGACAAGAACCCUAAUGAUCCCCAAGCUGCUAGAAACUUUCAGGUACUAGGUGAAGCUUACCAGGUCCUUAGCGAUCCCGAGAAGCGAACUGCUUAUGAUAACUAUGGCAAAGAAGGUGUUCAACAGGAUGCAAUGGUUGAUCCUGCAGCUGUGUUUGGCAUGCUCUUUGGUAGCGAGUUGUUUGAGGAUUACAUUGGCCAACUUGCUCUUGCUUCAAUUGCAUCACUCGACGCUGAAGUAGAAUCAUAUGAGCCUGAUAUUAGGAAAAAAAUGCUUCAAGACAAGAUCAAAGUAAAGUUGUUUCUCUUUUCUCUUGAACUGUUUUCUUAUGACCUGAUGAUGGUUAUAAUUCCCUGUGUGCAGGCGAUGCAAAAGGAAAGGGAAGACAAGCUUGUGACUACACUGAAGAACAAACUCGAACCGUUCGUGGAAGGACAAAUCGAUGAAUUUGUGAAUUGGGCUAACGCAGAGGCAAGGCGACUCUCAACAGCUGGUUUUGGCGAAGCAAUGCUGCACACUGUGGGCUACAUUUACACAAGAAAAGCUGCGAAAGAACUUGGAAAGGACAAACGACUCAUGAAGGUGCCCUUCUUAGCUGAAUGGGUGCGUGACAAGGGCCACCUGAUCAAAUCUCAAGUGCUUAAAGAUCCGAGUGUUUCAAAAGAUGUUCUCCGAUCUAGAGCAAGAGGGUUGAGGAAGCUCGGAAACAUUUUCCAGGGUUCUAAGAAACCUUACUCUAGAGAAAAUAGCUUGCGCCACGAAGAUGCCGCCGUGAAACUUGAUACCGGAGAUUCUUCCAAACCGGCGACUUAA
Eruca vesicaria subsp. sativa (arugula) is the source of this 918-nucleotide messenger RNA. Lineage: Eukaryota; Viridiplantae; Streptophyta; Magnoliopsida; Brassicales; Brassicaceae. The record is from the annotation of a GenBank genome assembly.